UUGAGGUCCUGCCCCGCGGCCACGGUUGGAGCAGCAGCUGCUUGGGGACUGCGGUGGAGCGAGGGGACCUCAGAGGUGUCCCCAAGGUGAGGGAGCUGGGCACGGCACGAGUGCUGGGGCUGGCACGGUGCCCGAGGCCAUGGCUUGGGUUUUGGCAGGGCGACGUGGCACCACAACCAGUUGGGGACAGAGAGGUCCCUGAGGUGGGGCUGGGCAUGGACCCGUGUCCCCAGCUCUCUGGACAUCAUGCUUUCACCUUGCAGAUGAACCUCCUCGCCCAGGUGAGCAGCUCCAGGCAGGUAAGUGCCAGCACCCCACCCCACCCGUCUCAGCCCUGGCACAGCAGGGCCAAAUCCGGCGCGCCCUGCCUUUUCCUCAGCACCCAUGGGUGCUCAGCACCUAGAGGAGACGGCCCCUUCUCGGAGGGUUUCCCCAACCAUGGAGACCCAAGCUGUGCCCAAGCCACUGGGGAUGGGGGAUGAGCCAGUGGGUCAGCGAUGCUGCCGCUGUCCCCAGGGCACCGGUGGCCCUGAAACAUGGACGGGUCCCCAGACAGUGGCCGGGGCGGUGAGCACAGCAGCGUUCUUCCUCUGCGAGGAGAUGCUGGGCCAGCACUUUGAUGAGGUCCCCGAUGGGGUGGCCGAGCCCCAGCCUGGGGACCUCUUCCUAUUCCCGCUGGCCUCGGGGGGCCCUGGCUGGUGGGGUGCCCACGUCGGUGUCUACUGUGGUGACGGGGAGAUCAUCCACCUGGAAGGCAGCUCGGGGACGUCCCCAUCAGGGAUUGUGGCCAAGCACGGCAAGAGCCACCUCCUGCGGACGCGGGGUCCAGCAAAGGUGCUGCGGAGGAAGGGAGGGCUGGAUGCAGCCGCCCUGCAGCAGCGGAUCCGGGCAGCCAUGGACCAGGUGGUGGAGUACGACGCUGUCACCUGCAACUGUGUCCACUUCGCCCUCGCCCUGCUGGGACUGGGUCAGCUCACCACCACCAUGGUGUCCCCAGCGCUGCAGUGAUGGAGGCGGCGAUGCACCCAGGGGACACGUGGGGCCAGAGCAUCCUUCCCAGGGGACCGGCCUUGUGCCGAC
Grus americana (Whooping crane) is the source of this 1080-nucleotide messenger RNA. RefSeq lists its product as uncharacterized. The record is from RefSeq and is a predicted model, not a curated record. The transcript is spliced from 4 exons. Bases 385 to 1008 code for a protein of 207 amino acids. Lineage: Eukaryota; Metazoa; Chordata; Aves; Gruiformes; Gruidae.